CUCAAAGACUCACUGAUCCGCGAUCCUCAUACAGAGUCCGAAAAUGGUCCUCGGUGAUGAUGAGAGAAGAGUUACUUUGUCAAAGACCUAAACUAAUCAUAGGCUAAAAGACCAUACGCUAGUGUCGCUUUUGAUUUAUAGGCAACAGCACUUUAGUUAACCAAUUAGUAGAUAUUGGAAACGAUUAUUUAUUGCCUAUAGCGCGAAGGUGAUGGGUAAUUAGAGAUAUUGGGAGAAGUUUUUCUUAACAGCUGCAACUUCAAAGUUAUGGAUUCCCGUCGGACUGCUCAACUACCUUCUAAGAAUUAGACACCGUAACCGGAUUUCACUGGUUGUUUUCUUUAACUUAUUUUGUCAUAUCCUUUUUGACGCAAAGACACACGGUUGACACUAUGUACCAACAUAGUAAUAAGAAAUGUUUUACAAUCGAGUCACUGGUUGGAAAAGACGUAAAUUGUUCGCCAGCGGCGGACGAACCCAUCAGACCGACAGCCUUGAGGUUUACGGAAUCAAUUCACUCCGCGCCCUUUGGGAGUUGCUUUCAAAACUCCAGCAGGGCUUUGUACAGCAGUCCAGAUAUGAUGUUCCCAGAGCCGGGGACACACACGAACAACUCUGGUUUGCCGCUGCAUCCGCUUCAGAUCCCAUCGCAGCCUUUCUUCAAUCCGCACCAGAGAGAAACCUUAAAUUUCUAUCCGUGGGUUCUACGAAACCGAUAUCUCGGACACAGGUUCCAAGGGGAAGACAACAGUCCAGAAAAUCUCCUCCUACACGGAGCUUUCUCCCGUAAGCCCAAGCGGAUCCGUACAGCAUUCUCCCCCUCCCAGCUCUUGCGACUAGAGAGAGCCUUUGAGAAAAACCAUUAUGUUGUAGGUGCUGAGCGCAAGCAACUUGCCAGCGGCCUGUGCCUAACAGAAACACAGGUGAAAGUCUGGUUCCAGAACAGACGAACAAAGCACAAGCGCCAGAAGCUGGAAGAAGAAUCCCCUGAGUCUCAACAGAAGAGAAAAGGCAGUCAGCAUGUCAGUCGCUGGAGGGUUGCCACCCAACAGAACAGCACUGAGGACAUCGACGUGAUCUCAGAAGACUGACUUUGUGAGGUCGUCAACAUGCUACAGGGUCUCUGCCACCAAUCACCUUCUCACACGCAGGUCUCAAAUUACAGGGGCCUUAGGCAGAGUUUGGUCAAAUCAUUUUAAACCAGGGAGCUCCAUAAGUACUGAAAUGAAAUGGUCAAAGUGCUGAAUGUCAAUGUUGGACACCUUUCAGAAUCAACAUUGAAUUUGAAUGGAGUUUCAACUCUUACUUUAUGGACUAUUUCCUGGACUGAGAUACCUAACCCAACACUCAAUAGAUGGACAUCAUGAACAGUUGAUAAAAACUGACUGAUAUGAAAUUGUGUGGAUGUUGAAGAGACAUUGUCAAAGUUUACAUCAACUCUUGGACUGAAGCCAGACUGGACUGUGGACACUAGAUUUAUUUGGCCUGUUGCUAUGCAGUGGCAUCACAGCCCUACCAAACUUAUGAAGAGACUCUUUUACUGCAACAUCCAUCUACCCUGUUAUCUAUGUACAAGAUUCUUCCUUAAGUUGCCUAAUCACACAAUAGUAACAUUGGAAGAGCAACCGAAAAUGUAUAAUUCGGCAAACAACUACAAGUGGGUUGGAUAAUUUGAUCAGACCCACCCAGAAAAGCUAACUACAUAUUAUUAGUAUUAUAUGUGGUAUAUUAUACUUGGAAACAAUUUGACUCUCACUGAAUCCUUUUGGCAGUUAAACGUAUUAUUUAUGUAAAUUGAGAAAACGUAUUCUAUGCAUCUGAUAUGUAUAUAUUUUGUUUAUGUUUUGUGUUUGAACAGGUGUUUAAAAGGUCUAAAGCCAUGGUCUGUGUGCUCAUUUAUAAUUAGUCUAUAGUCUGUUUUGCCUUUGGCAUUCAUUCCAGCCUCCAGACUAUUGCAGAAUGUAGAGCAUAGUGAAAAGAAAAGACCCGUUACAUCACAAUGACAUGGGGGAAAACAACAUUUACCUCUACUGUACAUUUAUUUCCGCAACCAUAAUCAUACCUGGAACAUCUUGUUAUGUAGCACUUGGUAGUGAAAUAUUAUUUUAGUUUUCUAGAUGUUAGAAAAAUGCACUAUAAUUAUACUUUAUUUUCCUAAACCUUCUGUCUGAAAAUUGUUUUGU
Molecule: messenger RNA, 2183 nt
Organism: Hypomesus transpacificus
Lineage: Eukaryota; Metazoa; Chordata; Actinopteri; Osmeriformes; Osmeridae
Gene: emx3
Product: empty spiracles homeobox 3
Exons: 3
Coding region: 393-1091 (232 amino acids)
Biological process (GO): brain development; central nervous system development; regulation of DNA-templated transcription
Molecular function (GO): DNA-binding transcription factor activity, RNA polymerase II-specific; DNA binding
Source: RefSeq, a predicted model, not a curated record